This is a messenger RNA of Syzygium oleosum, 1007 nucleotides long. RefSeq names its product protein BREAKING OF ASYMMETRY IN THE STOMATAL LINEAGE-like. Gene Ontology annotation, biological process: regulation of asymmetric cell division. NCBI's taxonomy places the organism in Eukaryota, Viridiplantae, Streptophyta, Magnoliopsida, Myrtales, Myrtaceae. Bases 50 to 838 code for a protein of 262 amino acids. The record is from RefSeq and is a predicted model, not a curated record. The transcript is spliced from 4 exons.
AUUUCGCGCAGAAACGCAAAGCCAACGUACCGUUCAGUCCAAUCCAUGGAUGAUGAGAGUCACGAGAGUUGCGAGAUUGCAUGCAAGACAGACAGACACACUGGGCCUCAUGUCUCUUUUGCUAUGUAUAUAUAUAUGUAUAUGUGAUCAUGAAGCUUUCAUGGUUUUGACUUACAGAAGUUUUCCCUCGUUUUCGAGGAAGAAAGAGAAGAAGAAUACGACUGAGAUGGGUGUUGAUGAGAGAGACGAGAGCAGAAGCAGCACGACCGUGAAGAAGAGAUCGUGUGAUGCUAUGGCCAAGAUCAGAAGCGAUGGUGCAACGGUGAUGACCAAGAAGACUAGUAGGAAAAUUCUUCCCGAGGAUGAAGACUACAUAGUGUUCUGUUUCAGAGAGGAUGGCGCAUUCGAUGUCAUCAAGGAUAACCACGACAAGUCGUCGGCAUCGAUGUCGGUGUCGGCUCAGCUUGAUGGCGCAAACUUGACUGCUCCAAGGCCCGUCAUCCGAGAGCUUGAUCACAGUGAGAGGGAAACAGUAAGGAACGAAGUCGUCAAGAAUACUCGGUCUAAAGAUGAAGGGAAUGGAUCGAGAGGCGAUGAGGAAUGCGUAAGCUCGAAUAAGAAGGACAAGAAAGAAGGAAGCAACAUCCGAAAGGAGACGACGGAACGAACAGACUCCAUUAAAUCAGACGGUAGCGGCCGCGGCUCUUUCUCCUUCCCCGUAUUAAGGUGGGAAUGGAUGGGAAGUCCAGUGCAAAUGCCAAAGCCAGAGGGGAAGGGACUGCCAUACUUGAAGAAGCAAAGAGUUCCACGAGUCCGCUUUCAGUGCUGUAGAUUUUGAGAAGUCGGCCUUUCGUUUCAAUUAUUUUUUUUUUCAAUUUUCCUUUUUCUUUGUUUUGUUUUUGUUUUUCAUUCGGAAUUUAGGAGAAUUAUUAGAAAUACUUGUUGGUGUACGAACUUAUUCAAGCAAGGGUUACAUUGAAAUCUCGAGCAAGCUCUAUCUUAAUGUC